AUGUCGGCCAACGCUUCCGCCAACUCCUCGGACGGAGCACCCAGCGCCGGCUCCCGACUCUCGAGCUCCCCCUUUUCGCCACAUGCCACCGCCUUUGGUCCCGGUGCCAAUAUGUCCUUGAACCCUUCACGUCGCGUUCAUGGCAUCGCAUCGGACGGCCAGUCGCUCAGCAGUCGCGCAAGCUCGUUCACCUCUUCCGCAUUCGAUCAUGCGUCCGCCGCUAGCUCCAAGGAUGGAUCGACAGCUACGUCCGACCAGGCUUCUGUUUCAGCGCUUCCAAAGUUCAUGUCGACAAGUGCAAACGAGGCAGCUCACGCAGCAGCGGCUCAUCACAGCUUCAACGACCGCUUUCGAAGCACCGGCGACCACUCUCGAAACAGCAGUGGAGGUGCCAUCUCAAAUCCGAGUGUCGCUGCAGCUGCACCUUCAGCCGCGGGCUCCCGUCGCACCCAAUCGCCUUUUGCAGCCAACUCUAUCAACCCGCUUCAGCAGCAAUCUGACGUCGCCAGCCUCAACCACCACUCACCUACUUCUCUCGUCCCGCCACACGCCUCAGGUGAACAUCAGCGCGGACCGUCCCCCUCGUUCGGAUACCAUACGGAGACUCCGUACUGGGUCGUGCAGGAUAGCACCAGCGGAGGUGCGAGACCCUCUUUCGGACGUCAAUCGUUCUCCGAUGGUCCCUCCGUCCCGGCCGCCCAUCUCCUUUCUGCGGAUCUUGGUUCAGCAGCUAUGUCCGCGCGCUCCGGCUCCUUCUCUGGCAGCUACCCUGUCGCCGAUGCGAGUUUGCUUUCGGAUCCUGCCUACGCCCACGCGGCUGGCUUACUGGAUCCUCUGGUCGAUUCCGCACCAGCGCCCACCUCCGGUCCUCUCUCUGCCUCAGACCCACGCACGCAGUUGCUCGUGUCCAAUCUGCCCUACCGAGUCCGAUGGCAGGAUCUCAAGGACCUCUUUCGAAAAGCCGGCACGGUCCUUCGCGCUGACGUCUCUUUGAGUCCAGACAAUCGCAGUCGUGGCUAUGGUACCGUUCUCAUGGCCACGGAGCAAGAUGCGAUCAAAGCAGCCGACAUGCUGGGUGGCUUCACUUGGCAAGGCAGAACGCUCGACGUGCGUGUCGACCGAAGCGGCGCGCUUCUUGGUGUCGCCGGUAGCGCCGUCAUGCCCACCAUUGUGCCGCACGGCUUGGGCGGUGCUGCCUCCUCCUCCCCCAACGCAUUCGGCAACGGGCCACCAGCGCCGAGUCUCAACUCCUUCUCGCACGAUUCACACGGGGGCGCUCAACAGUACCUUGGCGUACCAGGUGGCAGCCUUGGAAGCAGUCAAGGCCCAACGUCUGGCUCCUUUUCGGGCGCGGCCUCCCCCUCUCCGCUCUCCGCACAUGCUCGUCUGGCCGAUCCUUCUCAGCCCAUCUCCUCUCGCGCAUCCUUCUCGGCGCAUUCCGAGGCCGGCCGGGACGGCGCUGGCGCUUUCCAGCAGUCUGAGCUUGAGCGAGCACUGCUGCAGGGACAGAGCCUGUCCAGCACUUCUGGCAAGGGAACACCGGAUCGUCAGCAGCCCGGCACCCAUUUCGAGCCCGGAUCUGCAGGACAAGCCCAACAUCGUGCGGUUUCCGCCGUGCAGUCGCUCAGUUCCCACGGGAUGGGCUCUCGUCGAGGAUCCGAAUCAGGUGUAGGCAUGGCCGGCGCUCCACAGUCCGGCGUGUGGGGCCCCAGCGUCACGGACGCGGCAUCCAGCAUGUAUUCGUCGAAUGCCGGCGGAUCCUCUGUGCCGACUGGCUUUCCCGGUGCCACGGCCAUGGCGCCUUGGCCGGCCGGACCAGGCUCCUUCGGAGCACCGGCCAUGGCAUCGGUGCAGUCGCAGCCGUUCAACUCGCAGAUGCCCACCACCUCGUACGCAGGCAGAGUGCUCUUCGUCGGCAAUCUGCCCUUCCACUGCCAAUGGCAAGAUCUCAAAGACCUCUUCCGCGCUGCUGGCAAUAUCCAGCGAGCGGAUGUCGCCAUCGGUCCCGAUGGCCGCAGUCGAGGAUUUGGUACUGUUCUGUUCACCUCUCAGGAGGACGCUCAGAACGCAGUGCGCUUGUAUCACGGCUACGAAUAUAGCGGUCGCACGCUCAAGGUGCACUUUGACCGAUUCGCCGCGCAGAACGGACCCGCCGUUGGCACGCCUGGCAAUCCAGCUCAGUACACUGGCGCUUUUGCCGCUGCAGCUCUGCCAUCGCACAUGACAAACAAUGUGCGCGCUCCGCCCGUCGUACCUCAAGCUCAGCAGCAGAGCAUGCAAGGCGGAUUCCAUCAACAGCAGUAUCAGUCACAAUUCCUGCAACAACAGCAGCAGCAGCAUCAGAAUAGGGCCGGCGCGCCCAGUCAAUUCUCGAUGUCGCAACAGCAGCAUCAAGGUCAGGCGUCGUUCGGCCAGUCGGCCUUCCAGCAGCAGAAUCCAGCUAUGUUCCAGUACUCUGCACAAUAUCAGCCUUCACUGCAAACUCGACAACAGCAGCAGGCAUCACAACAACAGCGACAGCACCAGAGGUACGGCCAGCAACACCAACAAUCGCAGCAGAUGGCAUCUGGCUUCUCUGCGUUUGCUGACGCUGGAAGAUCGAUGCAGGCGCCCACCUCACACGCGUCAUUCUCGGCGUUCAGUGUCCAAGGAAGCAAUUUGGGAGAUCGCCGUCCUUCCACUUCGCAGUCGUUCGGUCUCUUCGCUCAAUCGAAUGGGGACACGGAAGAGGAGAGCCAAACAGCAUCGUCGCGUGACAAGGAUCACGGCAUGUCGAUCGCCAUGCCCGUCAACGACUUCGGCGCCGCCUCGUCCUAUCUACCGUCGGAUCUCAUGUCUCCGGGCCUCGUCUCGCCGCCUGUGCCAACUCAGUACGAUCAGUCGGCAGGCGCGCAUCCGGGGCGUAUUCAGCUGCCCUCCUCUACAUUCGCCAACAGCUUCGGCGCGGCCUUGGGAGGCGCGCAAGCUAGUCAGAUGAGCCCUAUGACGGCAGGCAUGCAAGUGCCCAUGACUCUCGGCAUGCCUGGGUUCACCUUCCACCAGGUGGCCGAGACGCCCCCUCUCUAUCCUCAGUUUCUCAGCCCGGGCCUGGAUCCUUUCAGCCCCGUGACCGGCAGUGGCGCGCAGGAUGGCGGGCCCGAGCAGGGUGCUCCGAUGAAUGCCUCGACCGGCCUGACGCCCGGAGCACCCGUCGGCUACAAUCCCAUGUUCGCCAUGGCGGGUGGAUUCGGCGGCGCUUACGGCUCGAACCAGCAGCCAGCGACCCCUCACUGGUCCCAGCCCUCUGGCCCACGCAGACAAGGCGGAGGCGGCGUCCCAGCCGUGCCUCGCCGUUCUAUCGUUGCGCACAACCCGGAUGCUGACGAAGUGGUAGACAGCAACCGAUUGAGUAUCGCGAAGACGCCCGGUGCAGGCCCUCGACGUCCCUCGCACGCCGACGUCGGCAACCAUAGUCUGCAUUCCCGACGAGCGUCUGACGGAACACCGGCCGCGGUCGAGCCCUCGAUGAGCGACGGCUAUCCAUUCCCCCUGGUUGCUGCCGGUAACGUCUCGCACCUCACUCGACGUGCGUCGAUGGACUCGCCAGCGCAGACGCCACUCGCAUCAGGUCCCUCGGCAACCAGCGGCAGCGCCCAGGAUGUCAAUAGCGCAGGAUCGAUGGGCUCUGACGUGCCAUCAGGCGAGAUACUUGCUGGCACCAGCGCCGAAGAGCUGGCCAACACGAUCGCCCGACUCAGCGUCAAGGGCACCGCGCUGGCCCGGGACUCAUCCUCGCGCCGCAGCGUCAGCAUGACAGCCGAACGCACUGCCGCCGCAUCGGCUAUGGCCAAGCUUCGCGGCAAGGCUGGCACGCCCACACCUCCAGCUGUGGACGAAAGCUCUGGUGCGACCGGACUCGGUGCUCCCUUCGCCGAGUCGACACAGCAGCAGCCACCCCGACUCGGGCUGGAAGGGAGAACUCACGAGUCCAGCCCGCUCGGCAAGACAGAGCGGUUGCUCGGCCUGCGUGUCUCCAGCUCGGCCCUCGAUGGGUCCGCGCUCGACACAGGUUCAGACGCCGGCGCGAACGGGGCCGGCUCACGAUAG
Messenger RNA from Kalmanozyma brasiliensis GHG001, 4086 nucleotides. RefSeq names its product RNA recognition motif domain protein. The coding region runs from base 1 to 4086 and encodes 1361 amino acids. The record is from RefSeq and is a predicted model, not a curated record. Gene Ontology annotation, molecular function: mRNA binding. The transcript has a single exon. Gene Ontology annotation, biological process: regulation of mRNA stability involved in response to oxidative stress. Lineage: Eukaryota; Fungi; Basidiomycota; Ustilaginomycetes; Ustilaginales. Gene Ontology annotation, cellular component: post-mRNA release spliceosomal complex; nucleus; cytoplasm.